Molecule: messenger RNA, 9173 nt
Organism: Mercenaria mercenaria
Lineage: Eukaryota; Metazoa; Mollusca; Bivalvia; Venerida; Veneridae
Exons: 7
Coding region: 243-4502 (1419 amino acids)
Cellular component (GO): cytoplasm; nucleus
Molecular function (GO): protein binding
Source: RefSeq, a predicted model, not a curated record
CAGUUUAUGUUGGUAUUUCGGCAACGAAGUACCAGCUAAAAUGAGUUUGAGUUUUGAGCCUGGACAGCGAAAAAGCACUCGGACUAUGUUUCGGAUAUUUGUUUUGUGGGACGUGUGGGCCCUUUUCGAAUCUGUGUAGCAGUUGCCACGAACAUUUCGAAGAAAAUAGUAGGUCCCCAGCACAGAGUUUAAUACUAAACAAGCUUUAUUCUUGAGGGAUAAAACAGAAAUGAUAACGUAGCAUGCCUCACGUGACAAAAUUGGUGAACUUUUUCGAGGGCCUUUCGGGCGGUCAAGUAGUACCUUCGAAGAGUCAGUCAAAUUUUCGACAUUCGUUUCAGCAUGGAUUUUCAUCACCCUUAUUUCCAAAGACUUUUGAUGCUGGGAUGGAGCAAACCUGUAAAUCAGGCAUUCCAACGAAGAGCAAUGAUUUCACAGAUAAUGCACAUAUCGAGAAACAAAGCAAGUCUAUUUUUUCGGGAAUCUACGACAGAAUAUCAGACAUAUUUAAAGGUAGCAGUCUGAUGCAAAGUACAGAUUCUGUAAUCCAGCAGUUAUCUGAUACAAGACAAGAGGACGUUCGAGAAGAACAGAAGUCAAGAGUAAAUGACGUGGAAUGGGUUGAAAGAAAUAAUAAUUCUGAGGAAAUUCUAUGCAAAGUCAAACAAAAUGGCCAUGGGAACGGACUAAUAGAAAGAGAGAGAAUUUCUCUCACAGGGCAAAAUCAACUACUCGGUUCCACUAGAAAAAGUGCCUACCUGAUUGGCGAAGAUACUAAAAACGCUAGUCAAGAGACUGGGACGAAGAAAGGGAAGGUAUCAAAAGACAGCGGUCUUACAGAAACUACAAAUGCGAAAGAGAGAUUUUUGCACGCAAGGAACGAUUUAAAGGAGGCAAAUGCAAUUGGAAACAGACUACCAAAAUUCUCUCUGCUUAGCAAUGGGAGUGGAGCAGGCUCCCAGUAUGAAUCGGAAUCCAUAACAUCAAUACAGUCACAGUUUGCCGAUGACGAACUAAACCAUGAAAUAAACAUUCAAAAACAGAGCCAUGACUGGAAAGAAACUGGAGAAAAGUUAUGUAAAGCUACCAGUGGGAGCUCUGGUAUAUAUACUGGAUCAGUUACCACUCUUAGUAACAUGGUAGAGGAGAGACAGGGAGUUGAACAUCAAACAUGCAGUACAAAAAGAUAUGUGGAUGAUGUGAGUUCUGGAAAUCAACUGCCAUCCCGCAUCAAAUAUCCAAGCGAACCGACUAUUUUACAGCCAUGCAAAGCCAGAACACUCACGCAGGAAAAUAUUCUGAAUAUCAAAGACAGCAGUGUGUCCAUUUAUAGUUUGGAAAAUAAAUCUGGAUGUACAGAAUCAGUUACAGCAAGCCAAUUUUCUUUGUUUUCUUCUGAAAAAGAAACCAGGGAGUCAAUAGCAGAACACACUAGAGAGAGCCUUAAAGAACAUAAAAAAUGCAUGAAGAUUGCCGAACCACGACGGCUGAAAAAAGGAAGAAAGGUUCUUGAAGAGGAAGGGUUUUUAAUUAUAGUUGACGAAGAAGGCUCGGGGUCAACUCAUCUUGCUUGGGAUUUAUUAUUAGAGGACAAGAGCAAAGAAAAGUAUAAUUUAUUAGAUGUUUAUACUUUCCCAGUAUGUAUUCGCUCAAAAGAGCCCGUCAUUAUUCUUGUAGAUGACGCAUUUGGUGCGACUAAACUGAACGAACCCGCAUUAGAAACCUGUCUGAAAUAUGUUAAAUUGUGUAAAAAGAAAAGGUCAUCAAGAACUGUAAAGAUAAUUUUCACAAUAAAACAUCACAUCGCAAGCCAAUGCAAACGAAAGUUGUCCGAUUAUAAAAAAUGUAUAGUGGAUUUGGAUGACCCGAAAAUACAGCUUGACGGUGAUGAGAUGUUUGAAAUUUCGAAAGCGAUAGUUGAAAAUAAUAGAGAUGAAUUGAAAAUUCAGCUCUCUUCUGAAACCGACCCUCACAGAUUAAAGCCACCAAGCAAGAAAUGGGAACUAAUUUCUGAGUCAUUUCUUACCGAACUUGCCGAUGUCGCUCUUCCGUCAGGUUUUCCGAAGAAAUUCAGACAGUUUCUUGACACAAGAGCAAACAUUAGACAAGGUUUGACAUUUUUUACACGCCCGACAGAAGACCUUCUCGAUGAAAUAAUUUAUAUGAAGCGUUCAGAAUAUCAAUCUGAUCUUGACAAGAAUCUUACUUUGAUGAUGAUUGCAGUUUGUGGAGAGAAACUUAAACUAGAAAAGAUCGGAAGCAUUGAUGCUAAUCGGCAUCGAAGUAUUGACAAACCGUCGACUAAAAUGACGAAGAGGAAAUUCAGAGGAAAGAUCAAGACUAAGGAAGAAGCAACUGAGACACCCUGGUGGAUUGAAAUUAUCAAUCAUUACGCAAAACAUUGUCCAAAGUCUCUUUUUGAAUCCGUCAAGAAGGGAUUAGACCUUCUGAAAGGCAACUAUAUCAAGGAAAACAUGAAGGGUGUUUUCGAAUUUGCUUCUCCCUGUGUGAAAAACGCAGUCUUAAUUUCCUGCAGUCAAGAUUUUCCGCAGUUUAUUCUAAAACUUUGUGAUCUGCCAUUUUUCAAAGAUUACGUUUGCACUGACAGCUGUUUUGAAAUGGAUAACACCCGAUUUAUUCAGAUUGAUGUUUUGAAUAAAUCUCUCUGUUCUGAAGCGAACGAGAAACUCAAGACCCUCUGUGAUGGCGGUGAUACGGAGGCAUUUGCGAAGCAUAGGCUUUUCAACGACCCAACUUUCCUGCAGCAAUUCAUUGAAUCGUUUGGAAAAGAAACUGAUAGGCUUUCGAAAAUGCUCAUGAAUGAUGGCGAAAAAGAUGGGAGAUGUGUUAUAUCCUGCGCCAUAGAAAACAAGCCACACUCUAGCCACCAAAAGACAAGCAAUUUAGCGUAUUCAAUUAUACUUCAUAAGGCUUGGAGUCAGAAAAGAAAGAUUUGUGCAGAAUGGACAUCACGGAAGGAGCUGGAAGUCAUCACAUACUGCUGCGAACAAGGUCAUAAAGAAGUUUAUUUUGAGUUGAGGAGAAAAUACAAAAUUCCGGUCAACUACGAAUGUCUUCAGUUAGCCAUUAAAAGUGGGACAUUUGCAAUUGUUGAAGACAUUUUGGGAUCCAUUGGAAAAGAUAUAUCAGACGAAGAAAAAUGCAAAUGCAUGGAGCUUGCUUUGCUGAAGUAUACGAAAAGUCCAUUGAAAAGUCGCCAUGAGGUAGUAAAUGCUCUGUUAAAGUUCGUAUCUGUUGACUACAAGAUAAAAGGCGUGGAUCCCAUCAUCCAUACUGCUACAAAAACAAACGAUGCUCGUGUUAUAGUUACCCUUGAAGUUUUCGAUGGGGAUAUUAAUAUAACAAACUCACAUGGCAAAACUAUUCUUCAUGAAGCUAUCAAACGGAAUAAGGCAGCAUUUUUGCUUAUGGCACUUAAACACGGAGCAGACCAGAAAAAAGCUGAUAAACAUGGAUAUCUGCCAAUUCACGAAGGAGCGAAAGAAAACAAGCCAUAUAUGAUAGAGUUACUCAUGGAAGCAGACUUCGAUAUCGCUGUGGCAACAGACAGGUCCGGACGGCAACCGCUCCAUUACGCAGCUAUUUACAAUAGUGUAGAAGCAGCAAACUGUCUUAUAGAGCAUGAUGUUGGAAUAGAUGUAUACGAUUGUGAACAGAAAACACCUCUGCAUUAUGCAGCCGAGUCAGGAAAAGGUACCGUCAUUCAUAGCCUUCUGGAAGCCCAUGCAGAUACAAGGAAAGAAGAUAAAUAUGGACGUUCGCCGUUGGUACUCGCGUGUAAAAGUCGAAACGUAAAGGGAUUCAAAAGACUUAUACGAGAUGAAAGUGCCAUGGAAUCGGUUUCGGUCCAAAAUGAAUGUCUGUUCAUAGCUGUGGAAGAAAACCAAGCCGAGAUACUAAAAAUGAUGGUCGAGAAAGGUGUUGAUAUAAACCAAAAAAAUAGAGACGGGAAAACAUUACUCCAUUUCGCGAUAGAAGUUAAUGCAGGUAUGGUUCAGCAACUCAUCGAGGAAAAGGUAGACGUUAAUAUUGCCUGCAACAAUAUGUUCCCAGUGCAUGUUGCGGCGUCUGAAGGCAGAGUAGAGGUGAUCCAGAUGUUAGCUGAAGCAGGAGCAGGUAUUAAUGAAGUAACACUAGACAGCGGUGACACUGUACUACAUAUCGCAAUAGAAAAUGGUCACAAUGAACUGGCGAUUAACAUACUCGAGGAAGACAACUCCUUGAUAGGAUUCAGAAACAAAAGAGGUGAAGUUCCACUGCAUAUUGCAGCUCGUCAUGGUAACCUGUCCGUGACACAUGCACUACUAAAUAGCGGAGCUGAGCGCUCGCCAAUCAACAAGUGUUUUGAAACACCUUUAACACUUGUCAAAGAGAAACUUUCAGAACUUGGGAAUCAUAUACAUACAAAGGAGUAUGAAAAUCAUUACAAGGUAAUGAUGCUUCUGUCAGGUCACAGAGUUAUGCGUGAGACUGCUUUGUAAAUUAACAAUGUCAAUGGUUCCUGUAAAGUGACUAUGAAACUUGUUUUGGAAUUGCCUUAUCAUUUUGAAAAAUAUUUUACCUAUUCUUUUCUUGAGAUUUCUUGAGAAAUUUAUCUGGUAAUGAGAUUUUUAUGCUGCAUUUUGACUCCAUGACAAUAGCAACAGCUUAUUUGAGUUACGACAUUCAUAUAAAAUCAUUAAUAAAAAAUUUAAUAAUAUCAAGGCAACCUCUUUUUAUAAAAAUAUGGGAAGUAACAUAACAAAUAAUCUGUUAGCUUUAGAUACACAUUUUUGCAUUGAUUAAGCCUUGUGAACACAUAUUAAUGUAUGUACAUUUUUCUUUAUAUACAUAUUAUUAUUUGUUUGUUUGUUUGUUUGUUUUUUAUUUGUUUUUUUUUUAUUUUGAUGUUCAUCUGAAAGAACAAACUGUUCAGACUAGCCCGCAGAAAAUAUUAUAAGAUGUUGGGAAAACUGAUUUUAAGCAUUACUACUUGCAGCAAAACAUAUUUAGGUUGACGAUGAAUUCCUUUACAAUAAACCAAAAGUCUUCUACGUAAUGAUUAUAUCAACGUUUUAAUUAUCGAAAACAGAAAGCAAACAGAGCGUAAUAGUAUUUUUUUUUAAAUUUAAUGUGCUGGGGUUCUACCAUUUCCAGUUAAGACGACGAGGUGUAAGAGCGUCUUGAUUAUAUGUGAAGAUGUUUCAACCAUUUUGAUUUUCAUCAGUAGUUUUGCAUGUUUUAAUGAAAUUGAUAGGUACUGUGACUGAAUUAUAACUUGGCUAUGCGUUGUCAGACACUCAAGGACGUUAAAAACGACCGAUUCGUAUACGGCAAUGAUUUAUUUCUUGCAACUUGUACGCCCAUAUGUUGAUGUUUAAUUCUAAUUAUCAGAUUUGGCGGCUUCUUUUGUGAUGCUUGAAGCGUGAUACUUGUUCUCCGAUGCAUGUGAAGCUUGUGUUGUAAUUAACGUCAUAAAAAUUCACAGCGCGCAUAUUUAAAACGUAAAUAUCAUUACAUGUUGAAGUCGAUUACAAACUCGUGAACGACGAUUUGUCUUUUCCAAUUGUCUCCAUUUAUCAAAAAUCUUUAUCGUUUUAAUUUUUGUCAAAAUUAGAUCAUCCCCCUAUUCCAUUAUUCAAACGUUAUAGUGCGACACGAUCAAAAUCAUAUGGGAGCGUCACCGAAAUUAUUCUGGACAGGCUGUGGACCUAAGGAACCACCAUGUGAACAUUAUGAAUGAGCCAAAACGUCACCUUUUUUUUUUUGCUUUUGGAAAAACUGUUCAAUCAAUUUAUCUUUGAACGCUGAACGACAUAUUAAUCUAAUAUUCUACAUUCUUUUCCGACAACCGAAUAUCUGUAUAUCCGAUUAAAAAUAUGGCGAAUAUGGGUUCUUGUUUCAGAUAGCACCAAAAAAGUUACCGCUUUGAUAUCCGAAUUUUUUAUGCAUACAAAAAUGUAUAUCAUAAGAUAUUAGCAUUACAAAAAUUUUAUCAGUGGAUUAAACUGAAAUGUUGGGAUGCGGCCUUUUUUAAAGUCCUUGAGUGUAGUUACAUGUAUUUUAAUGGUAAAGAUUAUGUAUUGUAUUGACGUACCUAUUUUAGUAUUGUAUUUUCAAUGUUUUUUGGUAUCUUUGCAUCGAAGACAAAAGAGGUAAAAGCUUAUAUCCGUACCUUAACAACAGUUCGAAAUAAGUAAUAUCUUUACCUUUAGCCUGCUAGCGGCAAGCGAUUUUAGCUUUGCGAUCAGUGUAGACCAAGAUCGGUAAAUUUUCAGUGAACACCCCUUUGAAUGAUAAGUUGUACUGCUCAAACUGAGUGAUGGGUAAGUCAGUUUUAGAAAUUUGGCAGGGUAAAGGUUAAAUUGAUAGUGGUGAAGUAAUAGAUUUGUUUGAUUGGUUUGAUCGUAAACUAGUAUACAUAAUCGGUAUGUAAAUGUUACCCUCUGUGAUAGCUUCUCAGAUACUGUGGUUGUGAAUGUUGUGAGAAGUAGGAACAUACGGGGGAAAGUUGUAGUAUCAACGUCAUAUUGCUGUGAAAUCUACCUUGAAUUUCGUUUCGACACAAAUGUUAAGCAACAUUUUAAUGACACUGACCUCCAGAUCGAACAACAACAAAAAAAGAGAAUUUGUUUUUAUGGAAACACGUAAAAAUUAGUUGUUUUUACUUACUUUUUCCACUCAAAAUUGAAAAGCGUUUAUAUCGGGACUGCCUUAAUACUAGUAAUAAAGUUUUAUAUUCAAAUUCUGUUAAGUUAGUAGGCGUCUGUGGUCUACACUUAGGCAUUCGGCACAUUUGUAUAGUUUAAAAUAUGAUGCUAUAUAUAUGAUAAAAACAUUCAUAGACAGUUCAGGACCUAAAGUUAAAUCCUGCACCCAUUUACUAUAUAUUGAUUAAAAUGAAUCAAUAUUAUUAUUAUUACAUGAUACAGUAAGUGGAUGAUGUAUUUAUUGUUGGGUCCUGGAUUGUCUAUGAUUUUUUAUGAGAAAGAGCAUCAUUAUAGACCGACCAAACAAAUAUGCCGAGUGCCUACGUGGCUCUAUAUAUUCUCGGCAAAAAUAGCAUCUCUAGCCAAUAUACUGGUCAAAAACGCUGGAAAACUUCUAUUGCCGAGCCGGUCCGGGUUCGAUACCCUACUGUGGCAUGUUUUAUUUUAUUUUAUUUUUAUUUAUUUAUUUAUUUAUUUAUUUUUUAUUUGACAUUUUUAAGGUAAUACAGUCUUAAAGAAAGAUCUUAAAGCCAAAAUCUGGAGGUUAGUGCCUUUAAUCAAGGUACAUUAAACAACACGGUAACAAAACUAUGAUGUAAAACAUCACUUUUUUCUAAAAGGUAAUAUUGUGGCUCCGAUAUAUGUUUAUUCAAGGAAGGUUCUGCUGUUUUUAAUUCUGUUUUAACGUUAAAUAUUGGAUUAGGUUUCCUUCAGUCAUCUGGACAACAAACAUUUAUCGUUUUUAUAUGUAACAGCAUAUACGUAACUGGCAUUAUUCUUGCAUUUCGUUUCGGCAAGAUAAUUUCUAAGUUUAUAAGUAUUUCAGCCAUCGGACAUAUGUAGAUUAGGAAAUAGCUACUUGCAAAUGCGGACAUAAGCGCUUUGACCCUUUUAGCAGCAGAUGAGAAGACAAUUUUUGGUGGAAUCACUUCAGCAUUUAAAGUGUAUGCAUUUAUUUCUUGACGAUUGUAAAGACAUGUCUUCCUUAAAACGUUUUUGCAUAUAUUAUGUUUGUACAUUAUCAUAUUUAGUAUUUUAUCUAUAACUGUAAAUUAAUGAUAUUCUGUAACGUUCUCAGUUAAAUUUCAUCUUUCAUUCAUGAACACUAGAUGCAAUAAUUUUACGAGUGGCAUAGCCACGUGUGAAAAUGUAAGAAUGGUGUUCAUGAAUGAAGAUAUUAUUAUCUUAUAUUAUAUACCCUUCUCAAAUGCGCUCAUUUGAUUGGUCGAAAUUAAUGCAAGCGCGGGUCCGCAAAAAAGCGAUAUUGACCUGCAAAAGUGAUAAUGACUCUUGUGAUAACACUUUUUUCUUAUAUGUAUGAAAUAUGAACCAGUCAAAUGAAUGCAUUUGAGAAGGGCAUAUAAUAUAACAAUUAAAGACAUAUGUUUCGGUCAAUAUGUGUUUUUACCAACCUUUAAAAAUGAUAUUGACCGAGGACUGCGUCCUCGGUCAAUAUCAAUUUUACAGGUCUGUAAAACACAUAUUGACUCAAGAUAAGUCAAUAACUGUAUAAUAAUAAAUGUAAAUAAAAAAUCUUUUAUUUCAAUGUUCGGCUAAACUUUACCAAUUUUGUACCCAUUUUAUACAGUUUCUUAACAGUGAAAAGUAUAUUUGAAAUGCCAGUUAUAUUUUACUCUAAUAUUUCGAUAAAUAAAAAACUGCAUAUAAUAAAUACUUAUAUUCAGUAUGAUACAGCUAGAAAAUGCUAGAUAGUUUGAACCAUUUUUUACAAUAGUGUUUGUGUAUUAUAUAGCAUGCAACAACGACAAACUCGUGUUCGGAAUUAUUAACGAUAUUCGUGACCUCAUUUAGUAAUCGUAGUACUAACUUGUUUGUGUACGUACACGUAAAAUGUAAAAGCAUUUGUUAGCGUUUCAGCACAGUACAACAGUAAGCUUUUGUCUGCAUUUAGUAUAAACCCAUGAAACUGUAGUUAGUUUUUUUCCGCAAAGUACGACUAUGGUUAGUUUUUAAGUAACGUACAUACUAGUUACAUUUUCCAUUUUAAUACAAAUUAUAGUUACAUUUUCCAUACAAUAAUAUAGAUAGGUUUUCGUUACAAUACAUAAUGCAGUUAUUUUUAAUUAAUACAUAGCGCGAAUGACAAAUUUCAAUUAUUGGAACAAUACAGAAAUGUUACAUUUUCAUUUGUCAUGUAUUUUAUUCUACAUGGAUAUAAACGAAACAAGGUCCACAUUUUUAUUGACUAGAAUAUGAAAAUGGUUACUUCUAUAAAAAAAAACCUGCAAAUCUCUGAGUCAUUAUACUAUGACACUUUUCACUUUGCUGUUGUUUUUUUGUUUCUUUAUUUGUUGUUGUUUUUUUUUGUUUCUGUUUUGUUGUUUUCUUUUUUAUUUCAAUAUUACGUUUAUUCUUUCCCUUAUUUUGUUUUUAAUAUACAUUUAUCUAUCCUUGAUAAAUAAAUAUGGUCAAGUGUAUUUAUGAAUAAAAUAUGAAGUCAUA